UUUAUAGCCGGUUUUUUGCAAAGAACGCCAUAACGCCAAACCGGUUUUAAAGUCAACAAAUAAAUGUUAGUUUACUUUUUUUAACAUUUAAAGUAUUAAACCUGCUUCCUUGGAACUGAAAGAAAUACUCAGAGAUGAUGGACGACAAUGAACUGGAGCAAAAGUACUCCGAGUAUCUAGGAAACUCGAACCACACGAGCGUGGACAACAGUCCCGGGAAAGCCAACCGCUGCCGGUGGAGCGAGGAGGAGGUGGAGUCCUUCUUUGCCAUCAUCAACCAACUGAAACUGCAAACUCCUUUGAGGAAGACGCGCAAUGCCAAGGUCUUCAAGGUGAUUGCCCGGGAGAUGACCAAGCGCAACUGUCCCAAGAGUCCCAAGCAACUGAGGAUCAAGUACCACCAGCUGAGGCGUCAGUAUGCCCGGGCCAGGAACGGCGGCGAAUCCUUCGAGCAUUUUGCACAAGUCCACGAUCUUCUACAGGGAAAUGAGGGCUCAGAUUUUGAGGCAGAGCUGGAGAGUGAGAGUGAUGCGGAGGCGGAAGAGGAUCUGGCCACGGAAAGCGAAGGAGAAGACACUUUAGAAGCCUCUUCCUCAUCGAUUCACACCAACGCCCGCUGCAAAUGGACCGAGGGCGAGGUGGAUCUCCUCUUCGACCUAAUCCACACAUUGGGUCUCCGGUCGGCGCUGCUGCGGAAACGGAAUGCCAAGGUCUUCAGGCUGCUGGCCAAGGAGAUGGCCAAGCGGAACAGUAACAAGGGUGCCGACAAGCUGCGCAUCAAGUUCCAGCUGCUGCGACGGAUGUAUAAUAAGGUCAAGAACGGCACGGGAGAUACCUUCGAGCAUUUUGAGGCCAUGCGUCAGGUCCUGGAUCCCACCGAGGAGGAAGCGGCGGCCGCGGAGGCAGAGGCCAAUGUCAGCAGUGCCAGCGAGGGCAGCGACUUCAAUGACAGCGAUGACGAGGAGGGCGAUGUUUCGCAGAGAAGCGGAACUCAUUUUUGGACCGACGAAGAGGUGGAUGCUUUUUUGCUCAUCAUCCGGGACAAUGGUUUCUUUCGCGCUUUGGACGGCUCACGGAAGCGUAAUUUCCAGACCCUGGUACACAUUUCCAAUAUCCUGGCCAAGCAGGCCAUCAAAAGGACGCCCCACCAGUUGAGGAACAAGCUAAGAUUGCUAUUCAAACGGCAUCGCGAGGCCAAGGAGCAUGGCCUAGACAAUGUCCGGAUACUGCCACGGCACUUUAAGCUCUUCGAUGAGAUUACAGGGACGCCGCCGCGGGAAAACAGGAAGCGGGUCAGCCAAAGGCCCCUGCGACCGCUUAAGUCAUCCCUACCCAAGCCAUCACCAGUGAAGCUUCAGCCGGAGAGUGACAGCGAGGAGGAAUCCAGCUCCACCUGCGAUCUGUUAAGAGCUGGUGGGGAUGAUUACGAUGAGGAUUACGAUGAUGCUGCCGUGGAGAAGGAACCCACACCCCUGGAAUCUCUCAAGGCCAUUAUCGAGGGCCAGAAACAUCUGCUGGCCCAAAUCAAGUCCGCCAACGAGGCCCAGCUGCGGCAACAGCGUGACCAGCAGCAGCAGUUUCUCGAACAGGUCACCCAACUGAUGCGGCGGGAACGAGAGGAGACCCUGCGGAGGGUCAGCGAAAUGCUUUCCCCUUAAUAAUAAAUUAUAAAACCCAACCGAAUCGCAUCAAGCUUCUAAAACUUUUAUUGAAUUGAAUUCGAAGUUAUUGCAAAAA
This is a messenger RNA of Drosophila kikkawai, 1737 nucleotides long. RefSeq lists its product as uncharacterized. Lineage: Eukaryota; Metazoa; Arthropoda; Insecta; Diptera; Drosophilidae. The record is from RefSeq and is a predicted model, not a curated record.